Drosophila obscura is the source of this 1653-nucleotide messenger RNA. RefSeq lists its product as uncharacterized. Gene Ontology annotation, molecular function: nucleic acid binding. Gene Ontology annotation, biological process: DNA integration. The record is from RefSeq and is a predicted model, not a curated record. Lineage: Eukaryota; Metazoa; Arthropoda; Insecta; Diptera; Drosophilidae. The coding region runs from base 1 to 1653 and encodes 550 amino acids. The transcript has a single exon.
AUGUGGUGGCAUGGCCCUGCGUGGCUGCGUGGUCCGCAGUCGGAGUGGCCUUGUCCACGAGGCUCAAUCCUUGAGACCGACUUGGAGAAACGAGCCGUCAAGGUUCACCACGCCACUGACACCGCCUCGGACAUUCUCAGCCGAUUUUCCGAAUUCGGACGCGCUCUGCGCGUGAUCGCCUACGUUCGGCGGUUCGGCCAGCGCGUCAGAGGGCAAGCAACGCCAGUCCACGUAUCCACAGAGCUAGACAAUAAAGAGGUCGCUGCAGCUCUCCAAGCUGUCACCAUCACGACCCAACGCUUCCAUUAUACGGCGGAGCAUCGCUGUCUUGUAAACAAGCAGCCACUUCCGACUACGAGCUCUCUUCAGAACCUCAAUCCGUUCCUGGACCAGAACGGGGUCAUGCGGGCAUGUGGCCGGGUCCGAGCCUCGGCAUCCAUGACCUACAACGAGCGGCAUCCAAUCCUGUUGCCACCCGCAUGCCUCCUGGUUCGCCUACUGGUUCGAUUCACCCAUCACGUAUCCCUACAUGGUGGGAACCAGCUGGUCAUCCGCCUUCUCCGGGCAACAUACUGGAUCCCUCGACUACGUCACGUCGUGAGGGCAGUAAUCCACUCCUGUAAGGUCUGCGUCAUCCAUCGCAAGCGACUCCAAACCCAAUUAAUGGGCGACCUUCCUUCCUCACGAGUUACAUUUUUGCGGCCGUUCACAUACACCGGAGUCGACUUCGCCGGGCCGUUCGACGUGAAAAGUUUCACAGGACGCGCCUGUCGCAUCUCCAAGGGGUAUGUGUGCGUUUUCGUUUGUUUUACCACGAAGGCCAUCCAUUUGGAGGCUACGUCCGACUUGUCCACCGACACUUUCCUAGCCGCCUUCGCCCGGUUCGUCGCGAGACGAGGCUGUCCCCACGAAGUCCACUCCGACAACGGGAGGAAUUUUGUCGGCGCAUCCCGCUCUCUGGCUGUGGACCUUCUCGAGGCCCUCCGCACUCGGACCUCCGCGGUGUACAGCCAGCAGGGGCUCACGUGGCGAUUCAUCCCUCCAGGGGCCCCACAUAUGGGGGGCUUAUGGGAAGCGGGUGUGAAGAGCUUCAAGGCUCUUUUCCAACGGUCGAUGUGUACUUCCAAAUACACAUUAGAGGAGUUCGCGACCUUUCUCUCCAAGAUUGAGGCAUGCCUUAACUCGCGACCAAUCGCUCCAAUGUCUGAGGACCCAACGGACCCGUUGGCUUUGGUCAGGUCAGGUCAUUUUCUGAUUGGUGGGCCGCUACUAUCCGUGGCAGAGCCCGAAAUUCAGGCGAACGCCUCCUCCAUCCUAAACCGCUGGCAACACCUCAAGGCUCUCAACCAGCAAUUUUGUUCGCGCUGGAAGACAGAGUACCUGCGAGAGUUGCACAAGCGCAACAAAUGGCAGCAUCCGACAAGGGACCUCGAGGUUGGAGACCUCGUAGUGAUCAAGGAGGAAAACAUCCCCUCUCACGAAUGGCGUCUCGGCCGUGUUCAGAGCACGUAUCCGGGACCCGAUGAAAAGGUUCGCGUGGUAGACUUACUCACCGCCCGCGGCCUUAUCAAGCGACCGAUCACGAAGGUGGUUCUGCUGCCUAUGGAUUCGGAAGUCCCUUCCACCUACCCUCGCGUAGGCUCCGAUCCCUAA